Molecule: messenger RNA, 1463 nt
Organism: Mercurialis annua (annual mercury)
Lineage: Eukaryota; Viridiplantae; Streptophyta; Magnoliopsida; Malpighiales; Euphorbiaceae
Product: DNA-(apurinic or apyrimidinic site) endonuclease
Exons: 9
Coding region: 126-1196 (356 amino acids)
Biological process (GO): base-excision repair
Cellular component (GO): nucleus
Molecular function (GO): DNA-(apurinic or apyrimidinic site) endonuclease activity; double-stranded DNA 3'-5' DNA exonuclease activity; phosphoric diester hydrolase activity
Source: RefSeq, a predicted model, not a curated record
ACUGGCUGGCACUCUGCGGGCUGCGCCAUAUCUUCCUCUUCCCUUUUGUUUGAUGGCAAUGGCAUAAUUAAAAUUGGUCAUAAACUUAAAAAAAAACGAUUUUGUAUGCAUUUGAGUUCGAGACAAUGAAGCGAUUUUUCAAGCCAAUAGAAAAAGAAGGGUUUGCAAAGAAACCAACACUUACGCACGAAGACACUGAAAAGAGCCCAGAAGAAAAGAACGGUGAAAACAAGCAGAAGAGGGAGCCGUUAAAGUUUAUUACGUGGAACGCUAACAGCUUACUUAUUCGGGUCAAGAAUGACUGGCCCGAGCUCACCAAGUUUGUCACUACAAUUGAUCCUGAUGUCAUUGUCAUUCAGGAAGUAAGGAUGCCUGCUGCUGGCUCAAAGGGUGGGCCGAAAAACCCUGGAGAGUUGAAAGAUGACACGAGCUCUUCCCGUGAGGAAAAGCAGAUAUUGAUGCGUGCUCUUUCUAGUCCACCAUUUGGAAAUUUCAGAAUUUGGUGGUCUCUAGCAGAUUCAAAGUAUGCAGGGACUGCAUUGUUAGUUAAGAAAUGUUGUCAGCCUUUAAAGGUCUCUUUCUCUCUAGACAGAUCAGCUUCAAAGCAUGAACCGGAUGGACGGGUUAUUUUAGCUGAAUUUGAGUCGUUUCGUUUAUUGAAUACAUAUUCCCCAAACAAUGGGUGGAAAGAGGAGGAGAACUCAUUUCAGAGGAGAAGAAAAUGGGACAAAAGGAUUUUGGAGUUUGUUGUGCAAUCAUCAGAUAAACCUCUUAUAUGGUGUGGUGAUCUAAAUGUUAGCCAUGAGGAGAUCGAUGUGAGCCAUCCUGAUUUUUUCAGUGCAGCAAAGCAAAAUGGUUAUGUUCCUCCAAACCAAGAGGAUUGUGGGCAGCCUGGCUUUACCUUGAACGAGAGGAAGCGCUUUGGUUCCAUUCUAAGAGAGGGAAAGCUGAUAGAUGCAUAUAGAGUUUUGCACAAGGAGAAAGAUAUGGAGCGCGGCUUUUCAUGGUCUGGAAACCCAAUUGGAAAAUACCGAGGGAAAAGGAUGCGAAUUGAUUAUUUCAUAGUUUCGGAGAAACUCAAAGAUAGGAUUGUAUCAUGUGAGAUUCAUGGGCAAGGAGUUGAAUUGCAAGGUUUCUACGGAAGUGACCACUCCCCAGUUUCUUUUGAACUUUCACCGCCUUCCGAGGAGAGUUAAUAUUCAUGCAUGUUCGUUUUCUGAUUAUGCAGGUAUUCUAAUUUGUAGAUGUAUUAGAUGGAACUCUUCAUUAAGCCAAUUCCAUGGUUUUUUUCUAGUGCUUUAAGUACCAAUCACGGAUCCAACCAUUAACUACAACUAGUGGCAUAAAAGAGCAUUUUGAGCUCUGGAUUGUCCAAGUUAGGCGGAAUUUAAUGUAAAAAAGUAUAUUUUGAGAAUUUGUUUAAGAAAGAUAAGUAUAUAAAUUUGAUGAAAUAUGUUCAACCA